ACAGGGAUGGAAGAGAAAACUUAGGAAGUUCAAGUUUGGCAUUAAACUAAAGGACUCGCCGCCACUCUGCACCUUCUUUAGGGAGUUCAUUCGUCCCGAGCGCCUCACAGCUUAGUGCGCCUGCGCGUGCGCGGACUGCGGCCCCGCCUCCCCUUUGGGGACGUGGACGUGCGUCGGGUCGCGGGACGCGGGCUGCGCAUGCGCUUUCAUUACGUCAGCCCGCUGCCUCGGGCUGCCAGCGGGAACCCCGGAGUGGACGAUUUUCGCUGCUGUGUUUCCCGUGCCUGUUAGGCGCAGCGAGCCCGCAGACUGAGCGAGGAAAGGAUAGAGGAAGUGCUCCCCUAGGCUGCAAGAGUCGAAGCAAGAGUAUUUCCUUCCCACCAGGCAAGUGCCCAUAGAAACCGGGCCCCGCCCCCUUCCCGGCCUGCGUUCCCAUCCCCUCUCCGGGGCGGAGGUGAGGACCUCCUUGGUUCCUGUAGUUCUGUCAGUGAGCCCCUUCCUUGGUCAUGAAGCUCGUGAGGAAGAACAUCGAGAAGGAUAAUGCAGGCCAGGUGACCCUGGUCCCCGAGGAGCCUGAGGACAUGUGGCACACUUACAACCUCGUGCAAGUGGGCGACAGCCUGCGCGCCUCCACCAUCCGCAAGGUACAGACCGAGUCCUCCACGGGCAGCGUGGGCAGCAAUCGGGUCCGCACUACCCUCACUCUCUGCGUGGAGGCCAUCGACUUCGACUCUCAAGCCUGCCAGCUGCGGGUUAAGGGGACCAACAUCCAAGAGAAUGAGUAUGUCAAGAUGGGGGCUUACCACACUAUCGAGCUGGAGCCCAACCGCCAGUUCACCCUAGCCAAGAAACAGUGGGAUAGUGUGGUUCUGGAGCGCAUCGAGCAGGCCUGUGACCCAGCCUGGAGCGCUGAUGUGGCAGCUGUGGUCAUGCAGGAAGGCCUCGCCCAUAUCUGCUUAGUCACUCCCAGCAUGACCCUCACUCGGGCCAAGGUGGAGGUGAACAUCCCUAGGAAAAGGAAAGGCAAUUGCUCUCAGCAUGACCGGGCCUUGGAGCGGUUCUAUGAACAGGUGGUCCAGGCUAUCCAGCGCCACAUACACUUUGAUGUUGUAAAGUGCAUCCUGGUGGCCAGCCCAGGAUUUGUGAGGGAGCAGUUCUGCGACUACAUGUUUCAACAAGCAGUGAAGACCGACAACAAACUGCUCCUGGAAAACCGAUCCAAAUUUCUUCAGGUACAUGCCUCCUCCGGACACAAGUAUUCCCUGAAAGAGGCCCUUUGUGACCCUACUGUAGCUAGCCGCCUUUCAGACACUAAAGCUGCUGGGGAAGUCAAAGCCUUGGAUGACUUCUAUAAAAUGUUACAACAUGAACCGGAUCGAGCUUUCUAUGGACUCAAGCAGGUGGAGAAGGCCAAUGAAGCCAUGGCAAUUGACACAUUGCUCAUCAGCGAUGAGCUCUUCAGGCAUCAGGAUGUAGCCACACGGAGCCGGUAUGUGAGGCUGGUGGACAGUGUGAAAGAGAAUGCAGGCACCGUUAGGAUAUUCUCUAGUCUUCACGUUUCUGGGGAACAGCUCAGCCAGUUGACUGGGGUAGCUGCCAUUCUCCGCUUCCCUGUUCCCGAACUCUCUGACCAAGAGGAUGAUUCCAGUUCUGAAGAGGAUUAAUGAUUGAAACUUAAAACUGAGACAAUCUUGUGUCUCCUAAACUGUUACAGUACAUUUCUCAGCUUCCUUGUGACAGAAAGCUGCAAGAAUGGCACUUUUUUAUUCAUACAGGGAUUUCUUAUGUAUUUGGCUACACUAGAUAUUUUGUGAUUGCCAGGACAUGUAUUUAAACAAUAAACUAAAAGGAAAUAAUCUCCACGUACUACCAUCUUUAUUAAAUUGGGUAAUUUUUAUAGGAAUUAUGAGUUAUCUGUAGUACUUGGAAACAGAAAAUGUGUGUAUUUAAUAACCAUGCCUAUAUAGUAUGUUGUUUGGGGUAAAUUGUAAAAUUUCACACUGCAUGCUUUGAAACAGUUUUCCUUAGAAAAAGCUUUUGCUAACUUAUCCUCAGUUUGCAUUAUUUCUUUAAUUCUGCAUGGUGUUCUUGCAUUGCAUUUAAUGAUCCCUUUUCUCCCCACCUCCACACACUACAUAUUUUUUAGAUUUAAAUAGUUUUACUAUUUUAAAUGAUUGCCGUACAAUUAGUAGACUUGAAGACAAGUUUUAAAUAUUUUUCUUCAAAGGCUUGUUGAAACAAUCAUGUUAAAAGGAAAUUCUUGGUUUUGUUUUGUUGUUGUUAGCAUUAGUCAUGUUUGAUUUAGAGGGUAACUUAAUCAGUUAUUUUUAGAUUUUUAGAGCUUUGAUCUGCUAGGGAUUGUGAAAAUAAUCUUGAGGCAUCUUUAUUUUUAAAAUGAGAUUGAAGUAUGUGAUUUGCUUGUUAUGUGGCUAA
Messenger RNA from Cercocebus atys (sooty mangabey), 2433 nucleotides. RefSeq names its product pelota homolog (Drosophila) (gene PELO). The transcript has 2 exons. NCBI's taxonomy places the organism in Eukaryota, Metazoa, Chordata, Mammalia, Primates, Cercopithecidae. The record is from RefSeq and is a predicted model, not a curated record. Gene Ontology annotation, cellular component: cytoplasm. The coding region runs from base 507 to 1664 and encodes 385 amino acids. Gene Ontology annotation, biological process: RNA surveillance; ribosome disassembly; nuclear-transcribed mRNA catabolic process, no-go decay.